AUGGAGAUGGAGGAGAGGCAUACCAACCCUAAUUCUCAUAAGCGUCUCACACGAGAUCCACUUGUUUCCUGGUCCGAUCUUCCUCUAGAUCUCUUGACUUUGGUUUUCAAACGCCUCAGCUUUCCUGAUUUUCAACGAGCUAAAUCCGUAUGUUGGUCUUGGCUAUCCUCUUCGAGACAAUCCGUACCCAAAAAUAGUAUCCCUUGGCUGGUUCUCUUCCCCGAAGACAACAACAAAAGUAGUUCUUGCACGUUGUUCAAUCCCGAGGAAACAGACAAACUUUACAGAACGCAAGAUCUAGGUUUGGAAUUUGCAAAGAGGGUUUGUAUGGCUACCUAUGGAAGUUGGUUUCUUAUGCGAGAUCCACAUUACAAUCUCUCCAUUGUGAAUAUCUUUACCCACGAGAGGAUCAAUCUACCUCCUGUGGAGUUACAGACUGGAAUGAUAAAGAUAGAGCGAACUGUAGAUGAUGGAUUUCGCGUUACAAGUCCCAACGGAUUUGGACGCGUUUUCAAAUGUAUUAGCAUACGAUCCCCUGUGUUUUGGAUUGACGAGAAAACCAAAGAUUAUAUUGUUCUAUGGCGACUUUUAGCAUGUCGUGUCUUUUAUUCCAGGAAAGGACACACCUCCUGGAAGCAAAUCCCCGAAAGUUCAGAUUGUCGUGACAUGUUUUACAAGGAUCACAAGCUUUACUUGUUAACCUUUUCAUAUUUUUUCCAAAUCUUUGAUUUUUCUAGUGGAAUUCCACAACUUACCUUCAACUGUGGUGUUAUUGGAGAAGGAUUUCAUUUGACUCAAGGCGUCGUUGUUGCCACAAAACUUGUAGUCACAGUAGUAACAGGACAAGUCCUCAAGGUUGAAAAAAUCCAUAGAAUGAGCUCUACGACCUUGUCCUUCAGGGUUUUCAAGAUUGUUUCAUCAGGUUUACUCAAGAAACAAGAAGUAGUUAGUUCUAUCGGAGACGAGACGUUGCUUUUUGAUCAAGGCAUCACUGUGCUCGCCAAUGACGCUGAUGGAUUCAUCAGAAAUUCCAUCUAUUUCAGUUGUAGUAAUGGAAACACAAACGACAUCUUGCUCUUUAAUCUCAAGACACAGAAGACGGAGCCGCUGCCCAAAUUUGAUCGUUCUUCGGUUCAUUUCUCUAGAGCUCGAUGGUUCUUACCAAGUUUUACGCAAACAUGA
Messenger RNA from Microthlaspi erraticum, 1182 nucleotides. Lineage: Eukaryota; Viridiplantae; Streptophyta; Magnoliopsida; Brassicales; Brassicaceae. The record is from the annotation of a GenBank genome assembly.